Messenger RNA from Falco peregrinus (peregrine falcon), 4087 nucleotides. RefSeq names its product timeless circadian regulator (gene TIMELESS). Lineage: Eukaryota; Metazoa; Chordata; Aves; Falconiformes; Falconidae. The record is from RefSeq and is a predicted model, not a curated record. The coding region runs from base 114 to 3818 and encodes 1234 amino acids. Gene Ontology annotation, molecular function: DNA binding. The transcript is spliced from 30 exons. Gene Ontology annotation, cellular component: replication fork protection complex. Gene Ontology annotation, biological process: DNA replication checkpoint signaling; DNA repair; replication fork arrest.
CGGUUGUGUAACGCCGCCCCCACGCCGGCUCCCGGGCGCGCGGCCGCGACGGCGGCGGAGAACGGGGCGGGCGAAGCCCCCGGCCCGCGGUCCCCAGCGCCCCGCCGCGCUGCAUGGACUGGUACAUGAUGAACUGCGAGCUGCUGGCUACCUGCAGCGCCCUGGGCUAUCUGGAAGGGGAAGUCUACCACCGGGAGCCCGACUGCCUGGAGAGCGUCAAGGACCUGAUCCGGUACCUGCGCCAUGAGGAUGAGACCCGGGAUAUCCGGCAGCAGCUGGGAGCAGCACAGAUCCUGCAGAAUGAUCUUCUGCCCAUCCUGGUCCAGUACCCGCAGGACAAGGUGCUCUUCGAUGCCGUCAUUAGGCUGAUGGUGAACCUGACGCAACCAGCUCUGCUCUGCUUUGGCAAAGUGCCGUCAGAUGCCACUUCCCGGCACCACUUUCUCCAGGUCCUGUCUUACCUCCAGGCCUACAAAGAAGCUUUUGCCAGUGAGAAAGUUUUUGGAGUGCUCAGCGAGAAGCUCUACGACCUCCUGCAGCUGGACUGGGAGCAGCGGCAAGAUGAGGACAUGCUGCUGAUCGAGAGAAUCUUGCUGCUGGUGCGCAAUGUGCUCCACAUCCCCCCAGACCCCACAGAGGAGCAGGGCGUGGAUGGCGAUGCCAGUGUGCACGACCGGGUGCUGUGGGCGCUGCACAUGAGUGGGAUGGAUGACCUGCUCAAGUUCCUGGCCAGCGCCCAGGUAGAGCAGCAAUGGGCCCUGCACGUCCUGGAGAUCAUCUCCCUCAUGUUCCGCGACCAGAGUGCGGAGGAGCUGGCGGCGCUGGGGCAGGGGCAGGCGGCUGCCGAGCAUGGGGAGGACAUACAGGAGCUGGAGACCCUGCGGCAGCGGGAGCUGGCAGAGAAGAGGGCCCGAGCACUGCAGCGCCCAUCCAGGCACUCCCGCUUCGGUGGCUCCUAUGUCCUGCAGGGCCUGAAGGCCAUCGGGGACCGGGACGUCAUCUUCCACAAAGGGCUCCACAACCUGAAGAGCUACAGCCAUGACAUGGGCAAGGAGACACGGCGGGUGCCGCGGCGCCGCCAGGCCGCCCCUGAGACCGAGACCCCCCGCCGCUCUGCCCGCAACGUCCGGCUCUUCCUGCGCUGCUUCUGCCAGGACUUUCUGGAGAGCUGCUACAACCGCCUGAUGCUCCUGGUCAAGGACCAGCUGGUGCGGGAGAAGGCUCAGCAGCAUGACGAGACCUACUACCUGUGGGCCACCGCCUUCUUCAUGGCCUUCAACCGCCGCCGGGGCUUCCGCCCCGAGCUGGUGUCGGAGACGGUGAGUGUCCGCGCCUUCCACUUCAUCGAGCAGAACCUCACCACCUACUAUGAGAUGGCGCUGAUGGAUAAGAAGGAGGCAGCAACUUGGGCCCGCAGGAUGCACCUGGCCCUGAAGGCGUACCAGGAGCUGCUGCGGACCGUGCAGGAGAUGGACCGGUCCCCCGAGCAGGCGGUGCGGGACAGCAGCCAGGUCAUCAAGAGCAAUAUUUUCUACCUGAUGGAGUACCGGGAGCUCUUCCUCACUCUUUUCCGCAAGUUCGACGAGACCAAGCAGCCGCGCAGCUUCUUGCGGGACCUGGUGGAGACGGCCCAUCUGUUCCUCCGCAUGCUGGAGCGCUUCUGCCAGGGCCGCAGCAGCCUCGUGGUGCAGAGCAAGCGUGUGCGGAAGAAGAAGAAGAAGCCGCGGGCGCCCGCAGCCAUCGCCCCGCAGCCGCCCAGCACCGCGGAGCUGGAGGAGUUGUGGGCAGGAUUGGUCCCGCAGCUCCAGGCCUGCUUGCAGGGCGAAGUGCCCCUCCCCGAGGAUGUGGUGCCCUUUGAUGCUGCCUCAGAGACGCCGGUGGAGGAGCAGCGCACAGAGGCUCUGCUGCAGAUCCAGGGGUGCCUGCGGGGUGCCCGAGCCCCCCAAGCCCUGCGCCUGCUCCGCUCCGCCAGGGACAUCUGGCCUGAAGGGGACGUGUUCGGAACCCCCGACACGGGGCCGCCGGAGGAGAUGCAGCUGCUGCGGGAGAUCCUCUUUGCUCCCCUGCUUGGGCACGCGCCCCCCAAGACUGAGGAGCUGGAGGAAGAGGAAGAGGAGGAGGAGGAAGAGGAGGAAGAGACCGUGCAGGUGUCAGAGAAGGAGUUCAACUUCCUCGACUACCUGAAACGGUUUGCCUGUGCCCCCGUGGUGCGGGCGCUGGUGGUGCUGCUGCGGGGGUACGCCCGCAACAGCCCCCACACCAACCACUGCGCCGCGCGCCUGCUGCACCGCCUGGCCCGCGACCUGCACAUGGAGGCCCUGCUCUUCCAGCUCUCCCUCUUCACCCUCUUCCACCGCCUCCUCAACGACCCCGCUGCCGGCGCGUACCAGGAGCUGGUGGCCUUGGCCAAGUUCAUCCUGGGCAAGUUCUUUGCGUUGGCGGCCACCAACAAGAAGGCUUUCGUGGAGCUGCUCUUCUGGAAGAGUCCAUUGGCCAUCCGUGAGAUGACCGAGGGCUAUGGCUCCCUGCAGGACGGAGAGGGGGCUGGCAGGAGCCGAGUCCCUCCCUGGACCCCCCAGCAGGAGCAGGAGCUGCGGGAGCUGUACUGGAAGUACAAGGAGGUGGAAGGCGAGGACAUCAUCACCACCAUCCUGGCCCAUCUCCCCGCGCCCGGGCGGACGCGGAGGCAGGUGGUGAAGCAGCUGGUGCGGCUGGGGCUGGCCAGCAGCGCCAAGGACUUCCCACGGGAGAGGAAGGGCACCCGCAUCGUGCUGUGGACGCCGGAGCAGGAGGAGGAGCUGACACGGCUCUUUGAGGAGUUCCAGGGCUCAGAGGAUGUCCUGGGGAACAUCAUGAGGCACCUGACGGCGCGGCGGUCACGGGCUCGUGUGGUGGAGAAGCUGCUGGGGCUGGGGCUGGUGUCGGAGCGCAAGGAGCUGUACAAGAAGCGCCGGAGGAAGGGCCACGUCCCUGUGCCGGGUGCGGCAGGCACCCCAGCGGUGCCAGCCCAGGACAGCUCAGCAGAGGACAGUGACGGCGAGGAGGAGGAUGAGGAUGGUGAUGAAGCAGAGGAAGGCCCCAUGGACGAGCACUGGACACCUGAGGAAGGGGCCGGGCAGGGCCUGGCACAUCGCCUGCAUCAGGAAGGCCUGGCUGGGCCCCUGCAGUGGCUGGAGAACUGCCUGAGGAGGACAGCUGAGGACCGCCAGGUGGACGGUGUGUCCCACCCUGUGCCGCUGGUGCCGCUCUCAGAGGAGAAUGAGGAUGCCAUGGAGGACCGGCGCUUCCGGGCUCUGCUGCGGCAGCUGGGGCUCCGGCCCCCCAGCAACGAGCAAGAAUCCUUCUGGCGCAUCCCGGCUGCCAUCACUCCUCAGCAGCUCCGCCGCAUGGCCACCUCCAUCGCCACCUCCAUCGCCCACCACCACCACAGCCCCCAAGGGUCCCCCCAGGGUCCGCUGGAGCCACUCAGGUGCCCCCAGGACCCUGCUCCAGCAGAGCAGCUGCCGGCACGGCUGGGGUCAGGGUCCGACUCAGAGAGCGGUGCCAGCCCCUGUCCCCACUGCUGCAGCGAGGAGCCUGUCCCCGUCCCCAACCCGGCGCGGCCAGGCACCAAGAGGCAACGGGAAUUCGACAGUGAGGAUGAGGAUGAUGGCAGCUUGGCCCCCUCCUCGCUCCCUCCCCCCUCAGGCAUGGAGCUGGCCCCCGCAGCCCCCCGCUCCUGGGAGGACGAGGACAAGGACGAGGACCUGCAGCCCCGGGGGAGGCGGAAGCGUGUCCGACGCCUGGAGGAGGAGGAAGAGGAAGAGGAAGAGGGUUGAGGGGUUCCCUGGGCCCUGCCCUGCCCAGGUCCUGGGCUGUUUUCUGAGUUUUCUGCAGGUUUUAAAGCUGUUUUUAAGGGUGCUGCAAAAGCAGGUGGCGCUGCCACCCCCCUGUCCCCUUCCCCAGUGUCUCCAUUCCCGUUUUACCCUGAUCUCCCUCUUUUCCCUCACGCUCCCUCUUUCCCUCAGCUGUUUAUGUUUGGUGAGUUUUUUUCCCCCAACGUUUUUUUACAUCUGGAAAGAGACCAAAUAAACAAACGCAGCUCUCA